Vanessa tameamea is the source of this 4023-nucleotide messenger RNA. It is a transcript of the gene anne, whose product is annotated as polyamine-transporting ATPase 13A3. The record is from RefSeq and is a predicted model, not a curated record. The coding region runs from base 156 to 3788 and encodes 1210 amino acids. Gene Ontology annotation, molecular function: ATP hydrolysis activity; ATPase-coupled monoatomic cation transmembrane transporter activity; ATP binding. Gene Ontology annotation, cellular component: membrane. The transcript has 19 exons. NCBI's taxonomy places the organism in Eukaryota, Metazoa, Arthropoda, Insecta, Lepidoptera, Nymphalidae. Gene Ontology annotation, biological process: intracellular calcium ion homeostasis; polyamine transmembrane transport.
UAGGUAAUAAACUAUGUUAAACACAAAAAUUACAAAACUAAAAGAAAUAUAGAUUAUAAAUAUGCCAUGAAUUAAAUACCUCAUAAGUGUCUAGUGCAUUUAUAUUGAGCAUUUAUUUAUUACUAUCUCAAUAAAAUAUAAAAAAACAAACAAACAUGAGUUACGAGGAAGAAAUCCAGCCAUUAAUUGUAUACAGCUCUUUACAAAGUAGGGAAUCACUAGAUAACUUCACUUUUCAAAACAUAAACACAGAUCCAGAAUUCGACCAGGUCGUACAUGGUUACCGUAAAUGUAGAUGGCGGACGAUUUUAAUGCACAUUCUAUCGACACUAACUUGUGGUAUUCCUUAUCUAUUUUUCCACUGGUGUCCCACAUGGCUGCUGUAUGUAACCUCCGUCAGAUGUUGUUUUCAAAAUGCUGAUAAAGUUUUAGUUAUUGAAACAUUUCAGAAGAAGUGCAAAAGUUAUUUCAUUCAUAAGAUAAUUGAUAAAAAUAUUGCCGACGCAAGUGGAUUAUUAAAUGAAGGCUUUGAAGAUGAAUUCGGCGGUGAGAAAGGUCCAUUGGAUAGCGCAGAUGAUCUGUACACUCCGUUACAUUUGGACGACGGAACUAAAUUAAAUGUCCAGCAGUAUCGAUACUUCCGUCACAAAAAACAGUACCUGAUAUGGGACGCGUGUCGUGCGCAGUGGGUGCGCCUCGCGGGGGUGGAGCGCGGAACCACGUGCGCACAGCUACACGCCGCCGCCGCCAGGCCGCCCUGCACAGAGCGGCGAUUGCGAAUAUUAAACAUUUAUGGUCUCAACGAAAUCAAAGUGCCAGUCCAAUCGAUAAUGACGCUAAUUAUGUUGGAAGUGUUCAACCCGUUCUACGUCUUUCAAUUAUUUACGAUAGCCGUCUGGCUGGCCGAGCCAUACUACUACUACUGUAUUGCGAUCGUGCUCAUGUCCACGUUCGGUGUUGCCACAUCGGUUAUACAGACAAAAAAGAACCAGGAGAGCCUGCGCGCGACGGUGGAGGCGCACGACACGGUGGAGCUGUGGGGCGGGCGGCGCGUGGCCAGCCGCGCGCUGUGCCCGGGCGACGUGCUGGCGCUGCCGCCGCACGGCGCCACCAUGCUGUGCGACGCCGCGCUGCUCACGGGCGCCGCCGUCGUCAACGAGAGCAUGCUCACCGGAGAAUCAGUGCCAGUAACAAAAACGGCUUUACAAAGAAUCGACAAAGAGUUCAAUUUGAAGGAACACAACUCUAGCGUACUGUUCUGCGGCACGAAAGUUAUCCAGACUCGGUAUUACAAUAACGAACCCGUUAAAGCACUGGUCCUGCGCACAGGAUACAACACGAGCAAGGGUGAACUGGUUCGAAGCAUCCUGUAUCCCGUUCCCGCUGAUUUCAAGUUUGACAGAGAUUCAUAUAAAUUUAUAAUCAUUCUAGCCUGCAUUGCUCUUGUAGGGUUGGGGUAUACUGUUGCUUUAAAGACAUACAGAGCUAUGACAGUGGGAGACAUAAUUAUAAAGGCACUAGAUAUAAUAACAAUAGUGGUACCACCCGCGCUACCUGCCGCUAUGACGGUAGGUCGUCUGUACGCAGUGGGAAGACUCAAGCGUGCCAGGAUUACUUGCCUGAACACCAGGGCCGUUAAUGUUAGCGGAUCGUUGGACUGCAUUUGUUUUGAUAAGACUGGAACGUUAACAGAAGAUGGCCUCGACAUGUGGGGGGUAGUAACUGUCAGUACGGCCUCAUCCCCUCCACUUUUAGGAAGACCUCAAAGAGACCCGAAACAGUUAAACGACCUCCACGAAUUAAAGAUAGGAAUGGCUUCCUGUCACAGUUUGACUUUGUUAAACGGGGAAUUGGCUGGCGAUCCACUGGAUUUAAAGAUGUUCGAGUCGACGAGCUGGCUCCUCGAAGAGCCCGAUGUGCCCGAGCAGGCCAACUAUGACAUGCUCACACCGACCGUUGUGAAGCCCCGGGGCGCUGCUAACAUCAACGUUGACGACCUACAUGUCCCCUUGGAGGUAGGCAUCGUCCAGCAAUACCAGUUCGUAUCUCAGCUGCAGCGCGCCUCAGUGGCGGUCCGGUUACUGGGGGAGGACGUGCUGCGAGUGUACUGCAAGGGAGCCCCGGAGACUUUGCGCACUCUGUGCAAACCGCACACCGUGCCUGCAAAUUUGGACGAAGUGUUAAACUCGUAUGCAGAGAAGGGCUACAGGGUUAUCGCAAUGUCGACGCGGAUUUUGGAAGCCACGUUCAAGCAAUUGCAGAAGAUGAAAAGAGAGGAAGUGGAAUUAGAUUUAGAAUUUCUCGGUCUCAUAAUACUGGAGAAUCGUCUGAAGCCCGCGACUACGAGCAUCAUAAGAGAGUUGAAGGAGGCCAACAUACACGUCGUUAUGAUAACUGGCGACAACCUGCACACGGCGCUGAGCGUGGCGCGCGAGUGCGGCGUGCUGCGCGCCGCCGAGCGCGUCGUGCUGCUGUCGGCGCGCGGCGCCCGCCUCUACUGCCAGAGCUCGCGCCACGGGGUGAAUGUGGGUGGUUGCGUGUCGCUGGAGCUGGAGUGUGCGGGGGAGACGGGGGCGGCGGACAGCGGUCGCGGCUCGUGGCGCUCCGCUAGCGGCUCGCAGGAUGCAGAGACGGGCCACAGUGAGCCGCAGUAUAAGAUCGUCAUGACUGGCGACACGUGGAAGGUGCUGCGGACGCACCACGCGUCGCUGGUGGGUCGCGUGAUCGCCCGCGGGGCCGUGUUCGCGCGCAUGUCGCCCGACCAGAAGCAGCAGCUCGUGCUCGACUACCAGGCGCUCGGCUACUACGUCGGCAUGUGCGGCGACGGCGCCAAUGACUGCGGCGCGCUGCGGGCGGCGCACGCGGGCAUCUCGCUGUCGGAGCUGGAGAGCUCGGUGGCGGCGCCCUUCACGGCGGCGCAGGCGGACGUGGCGUGCGUGACGCGCGUGCUGCGCGAGGGCCGCGCCGCGCUCGCCACCAGCUUCGGCGUCUUCAAGUUCAUGAUCGCCUACUCGCUCACGGAGUUCCUCUCGGUCGCCUUCCUAUACUACUUCGACUCGAAUCUCACCGACUUCCAGUUCCUGUUCGUGGACGUGGCUCUCAUCGUGAACUUCGCCUUCUUUUUCGGCAAGACGGAGGCGCACUCGGGCCGGCUGUGCAAGGUGCCGCCGCUGACGUCGCUGCUGGGUCUCGUGCCGAUAGCGUCGCUGGUGGGCCAGAUGCUGUUGAUAGUCGUCGGUCAGUACCUGAGCUACCUGGCUCUGACCCAUUUCCCGUGGUACGUGCGACACACGUACGAGGGCGACGAGGCCAACGAGUGCUGGGAGAACUACGCCAUCUUCACGAUUUCCAUGUUCCAGUAUGUGACCAUGGCGAUAGUCUUCAGCCAUGGCUCCCCCUAUAGGCGCUCCGUGGUCACGAACAAGCGGCUGAUGGUGAGCGUAUUACUGAUGACCGCUAUUUGCGUUUACGUAACGGUGUCGCCGGCGCAGUGGUUAUCAAAGUUCCUCGAACUCAGGAUGCCGAAAGAUUCUCUUCUAUCCUAUAUAGUAUUAGCUUUGGCGUCUUUUAAUUUCGUCCUGGCUCUGUUCUUCGAGAGAGUCGUAAUCGAAUAUAUGAUGGAACGAAAGCAAAUGAUACCGAACUUCCUGAAGGAGAGACACGUGAGGAAGACUCCGCAUCUGAUGAUCAAGCGACAGUUGACGGAUAUGGAUUAUUUGAGCUGUGAUAGUGUUAUUAAAUACGAUAAGGAAACGAACGGUUCGGUGUUUGAUUCUGUUUCGGAAUAAAAUUAAAAUUAACGAUAAAAAAACUUUAUAGUAUUUACAAAUUCUUUUUUUCGAAUUUCGAAUUAAAAAUAAUAAAUAUUUUUACAGUUCAAAAUUUUUUUAACCAAUUUUAAUUUGAUUUUAUUAUAUCAAUAAACUGCCAUAUACAGAGUUUUAUACUACAACUUUGAUCUCCAUAUGAGAUAUAUUUGUUUAUAUUAUACAAUUCAAAACAUAUGUUAUAUGUGAUAUAAAA